Molecule: messenger RNA, 1624 nt
Organism: Myotis davidii
Lineage: Eukaryota; Metazoa; Chordata; Mammalia; Chiroptera; Vespertilionidae
Gene: CDC25B
Product: cell division cycle 25B
Exons: 16
Coding region: 47-1624 (525 amino acids)
Biological process (GO): G2/M transition of mitotic cell cycle; positive regulation of G2/M transition of mitotic cell cycle; protein dephosphorylation
Cellular component (GO): cytoplasm; nucleus
Molecular function (GO): protein tyrosine phosphatase activity
Source: RefSeq, a predicted model, not a curated record
GGAGCGCGCGGCCACCUUCUCGCCGGUCGCCACCCUCACCCAGACCAUGCACGACCUGGCUGGGCUCGGCAGGGAGGCCCCAAAGAGUCAGGUAGGCAGCCUGCUCACAUGCCUAUCCCUGUCCCCGCGGCGAGCAUCAGCAUCCUCCCUGUCGUCUGAGUCCUCUGAAUCUUCUGAUGCAGGGCUCUGCAUGGAUUCUCCCAGCCCCAUGGACCCCCAGAUGGCGGAGCAGACGUUUGAGCAGGCCAUCCAGGAAGCUAGCCGGUUCGUUCGAAGCAAGCAGUUCCCCAUCCGACGCUUCCAGUCCUUGCCGGUGAGGCUUCUGGGCCACAGCCCUGUGCUACGGAACAUCACCAAUGCCCGAGCGCCUGGCAGCUGGAAGAAGAGUGAGGCGCGUGACCAAACUGCCCACAGCUCUGAGGAGGAUAAGGAGAAUGUGCGCUUCCCGCAGGCCAGAGUGGGACCACUCCAGGGAGAGAGAGGGGCAUGCUGGGUGGUGCUCUGGCAUGUGAUGACGCCACCUCUUCCCCCCCCCCCCCCCCCCCCCAACGCCCAUGCUCUGGCCGAGUGGGCCAACCGCAGAGAAGCCUUUGCCCAGAGGCCAAGCUCGGCCCCCGACUUGAUGUGUCUCACCCCUGAGCGGAAGAUGGAAGUAGAGGAGCUGAGUCCCCUGGCCCAGCGCUUCCCCCUGACCCCCACCAAGGGAGUUCCUGACGAAGAUGAUGGGUUUGUGGACAUCCUGGAGGAUGACUUAGAGGACGCUGAUUCAGUUCCCCCAGGCAUAGAGAGCCUCAUUAGUGCCCCCCUGGUCAAGACUUUGGAAAAGGAGGAGGAGCAGGACUUCAUCAUGUACAGCAAGUGCCAGCGGCUCUUCCGCUCUCCGUCCAUGCCCUGCGGUGUGAUCCGGCCCAUCCUCAAGAGACUAGAGCGACCCCAGGACAGGGACCUGCCCGUACAGAACAAGCGGAGGAAAAGUGUGACCCCUCUGGAGGAGCAGCAGGAGGCCGAGGAACCUAAAGCCCGGGUCCUUCGCUCCAAGUCCUUGUGUCACGACGAGAUUGAGAAUAUCCUGGACAGUGACCACCGUGAACUGAUUGGGGAUUACUCUAAGGCCUUCCUCCUACAGACUGUGGAUGGGAAGCACCAAGACCUCAAGUACAUCUCACCAGAAACGAUGGUGGCCCUGCUGAUGGGCAAGUUCAGCAACAUCGUGGAGAGGUUUGUGAUUGUGGACUGCAGAUACCCCUACGAGUAUGAAGGCGGGCACAUCAAGACUGCUGUGAACCUGCCCCUGGAACAGGACGCCGAGAUGUUCCUGCUGCAGAGCCCCAUCACACCCUGCAGCCUGGACAAGAGGAUCAUCCUCAUUUUCCACUGUGAAUUCUCAUCUGAGCGUGGGCCCCGCAUGUGCCGUUUCAUCAGGGAGCGAGAUCGAACCAUCAAUGACUACCCCAGCCUCUACUAUCCUGAGAUGUACAUCCUCAAAGGCGGCUACAAGGAGUUCUUCCCGCAGCACCCGACCUUCUGUGAACCCCAAGACUAUCGGCCCAUGUGCUUCUCCUCUACCAACACCCUAUCUCCUAGAAGAGCCCAGCCUGUUGACAAAAAGUCCCCCUUUUCCUAG